Molecule: messenger RNA, 1914 nt
Organism: Trypanosoma cruzi
Lineage: Eukaryota; Euglenozoa; Kinetoplastea; Trypanosomatida; Trypanosomatidae
Product: phosphoprotein phosphatase, putative
Exons: 1
Coding region: 1-1914 (637 amino acids)
Cellular component (GO): cytoplasm; nucleus
Molecular function (GO): protein serine/threonine phosphatase activity; DNA binding
Source: RefSeq, a predicted model, not a curated record
AUGGAUCCACCCAGCGUGCCGUCGUCGCCGCAGGCACCACCGGAGAUAACCCCGCCCGGCAUGAGCCACUCUUUCCGCACGGAGGCCUUCAUUACCCUUGAGAUGGCGCAGGCCGUCACGAUCAAUCGGGAAAAACUCUCGGAAUGGCACCACAAGAUACGCUCAAGGCUCUUUUCGCUGGUCUCGGGGUUUUUUGUUCGUUGCCGUGUGGAGGACUCUACCGACGGCAGGGCGCUUUACAAAGUUGGCCGUAUCAAGACACUGAAGCCGGAUUGGUCCGUUGAACUUGACCUCAUCACGACGGAAGAAAUACUCUCUGGCCGAAGCCACACAAACUACGACUGCAUCAGCAAUGCGAAGAUCACCCCCACGGAGUUUAACAGCUUUAUUUCUAAGGUUCCCCCGGAACUUUUGCCAAACAUAUUUAAUACGGUCUUUAAGAUGGAAGAACGACUAAGGAUGCUGGAGAGUGUCAUAUUGGUGGAACCCGCAUUCCAUGGGAAGCGACGGGAUGACAAGCGCACCCAAGAGGGCUCUCAAGUUGGAGGUGGUGUGGCAAAUUUACCGGAAAAGUACGUCUUUUCACAGAAUGUGCUUCUCUGUGAGGAUGACUUUGUGAACCUCCCACAAACCGUCACAAUUGUGGAUUUGCUGCAGAACGCUGUGGGUCAAAAAGGGGUGGCUGAGCCGGACACGCCGCGGGCUGGUGUAGCACCUGGUUCAGGGAAUAAACCCCGGGCAUUCGAUGAGGCUGUUGCCAGUCACAGUACGAUGCUUCAGUUGCAGGACAUGCGAAAUUACAUGAACUCCCCCACUCAGCCGCCUGUAGAUGCGGCUCGUCUCAUUGAGACGAUACGUCGUGCUGCAAACCCCACCCAUAAUGGAUUUUCAUAUGAAAACCUUCCCGAAUUCUGUAAACUUGUCAUUUCUGUAUGUAGUCAAUGCCGUGAGGUGGUGGCAAAGGAACCCCUUUUCGUUCGCCUCAAAUCCCCCAUUACAGUAUUUGGUGAUAUUCAUGGCAACUUUGCCGAUAUGGCUUACUUCUUGGAGAAGGUGGUGGGCUUCGACGAUAUUAUGCUCAAGUACACCACGACACAUCUUCUGUUCCUUGGCGACUAUGUGGAUCGAGGAGCCUUUUCCCUAGAAUGUGUCAUGUAUCUUCUGGCUUUGAAGGUCAUCAAUCCAUCGAAGGUGACGCUUCUGCGCGGUAAUCAUGAGUCACCGGAGGUAAAUGGGGACAUGGAUGUAUACGGCUACAGCUCCUUUAAAUAUCAAUGCCUUGACAAGUUUGGUCGGGAACGAGGCAUUGAUGUUUGGGUUGCCGUCAAUGAGGUGUUCCAGUUCCUUCCCGUUAUUGCUGAUAUUGACAAGAAAAUCUUUUGUGUUCACGGUGGGCUUCCACAGUACACGGGCGGGGAAGAUAAGCGGCUGGAGAUUCUCUCCGACCCCUCCUUUCCCCGAGUCCCUGUAGUGCAGUGUACGGACCCGACAAACGUCGCACAGCGCAUGAUGGUGAAUGACUUGUUGUGGUCCGACCCCGCCCCACCAAACCAUCAACUCGAUAAAUACGGCUUUGGUCCGAACCCGCGUGGGCCUGAUAUUAAAACAUUUGGUUCUCGCGCCGUUGACAUGUUCUGUGAGCGCUACAACUAUCAAUACAUCUUUCGUGCCCACCAGGAGAAGGCGGAUGGUCUGCGAUUGUCCGACAAUGCCCGUGUUGUGACGAUCUUCUCCACCUCCGACUACGCCGGGCAUCAAAACGGUGCAGGCUGCAUAUUAGUGGCCAACGGAAAAAUGCGCAUGGCCAUUAAGAAGCCGCAGCGGCAGGAGUCGAAGGAAGUUAAGGGCCCUGUUUCCCCACGUACACUGGGAAAGAGCGUCCCUGGAUUUGUACCGCGUCUCAAGCGCCUGUAG